Gongylonema pulchrum is the source of this 591-nucleotide messenger RNA. The record is from the annotation of a GenBank genome assembly. Lineage: Eukaryota; Metazoa; Nematoda; Chromadorea; Rhabditida; Gongylonematidae.
AUGCAAGGAGCGCCCGAUGUGAUACAAAAAAAGAAACUGUUUGCUGUACGCACAUUGGCACAAACAUUGAGACGAUAUACUUCGCUGAAUCAUUUAGCUUCCGCUGCACGUGGUGUCCUCCAGAAACCGGAUCAAAUUCAGCAAAUGUUUCAGGAUUUUAAUCGUGUUGAUAUAGCUAAUAAGCAGAAGAGUUUGGAGCAGUGGGCUGAAUGGAUGGAAGCUGUCGUUGAUCAGGUGUUGGCGAAAUACCAUGAUAAGCCCUACAACGUUUUAGCGGAUGUCUCAAAGCAGUUCCUGAAAAAUUGGUCUUUUUACAGUUCAAUGAUAAUACGUGAUCUCACACUUCGUUCUGCCCAGUCCUUCGGCUCCUUUCACCUUAUUCGUUUGCUGUUCGAUGAAUAUUUGCUGUAUUUGGUGGAGCUACGGCUUGCAAAAGCCUCUAAUAAGCCAGUUAUUUCGGUUAUGACACAGGUUUUUCGCUCUUUAUUUUUUUUGAUUUUGCCAUUCCAGCAAGGCAAGAAUAAAUCUAACAAAACUUACGGUUCGUCUGGCUCAUUUUACUGUGUUUUCAAAAGAAGUACAGAAGUAUGA